UUAAAAUUUUAGUAGUAAAUAUUUAAAAUGUUAUGCAUUAAUAUCAGUAAAAUAAUUUUCAUAAUUGAGAAGAGUUUCGUAAAAAUAAGAUCUGUUAAUAGUUAUAAAAAAAAUAAAGACUGCAUUUUCAAUUUUAUUUAACUGGAGUAAUUUUUUUUUUUUAGAUAUUUAGCUACGGGUUGUUCAUUUUCUGAACUUCGUGUAAAUUUUAAAGUGGGUGCAAGUACCGCCCGUGGCAUAGUUUUAGACACAUGCAAAAUAAUUUGGAAUAAAAUGAAGGCUUCAUGCAUGCCAGAAUUAACAAAAAAAGAUUGGAUAGAAGUUGCGGAAAUUUACAAAAAAAAAGCUAAUUUCCCUCAUUGCCUCGGACCUAUUGAUGGGAAACAUAUACGGAUUAGAAAACCCAGCAAUACGGGAUCGGAAUAUUUUAAUUAUAAAAAUUAUUUUUCUAUUGUACUAAUGGCCGUCGUCGACGCCAAUUAUAAAUUUUUAGUUGUCGAUAUUGGUGCAUACGGAAAAGGCUCAGAUUCACUAGUAUUUCAAGACAGUCAUUUUGGUCAAAGACUUCAACGUGAUGAACUAGAUCUACCACAAGCAUCCAUCAUUGAUGGUUACAAUGAGCCCGUUUUUCCGUAUGUGUUUUUACUUCGAAGACAUAUUCCCACUGGAGCCCUACUUGUAGUUCAACGUCGAAGACUGGUUGGCAAAAAUAAAUCGAAAGAACACUCGGAAGUGUACAGGGAGUACCCCUCUGCCACGAUCGACCACUAUUACGUCAACCAGCUCCGGGAGCGAUUCGACUUCGCAGUGCUCCAGCAGAAGGCCGAUAUACUGCUACGGGAAGUGGCCGCAGCAGGAUACCAUCGAGAGAACGUGAAUCAGUAA
Molecule: messenger RNA, 885 nt
Organism: Acyrthosiphon pisum (pea aphid)
Lineage: Eukaryota; Metazoa; Arthropoda; Insecta; Hemiptera; Aphididae
Exons: 2
Coding region: 274-885 (203 amino acids)
Source: RefSeq, a predicted model, not a curated record